This is a messenger RNA of Jatropha curcas, 3960 nucleotides long. Its product is annotated as Leucine-rich repeat protein kinase family protein. The record is from RefSeq and is a predicted model, not a curated record. Gene Ontology annotation, biological process: protein phosphorylation. Lineage: Eukaryota; Viridiplantae; Streptophyta; Magnoliopsida; Malpighiales; Euphorbiaceae. Gene Ontology annotation, molecular function: protein kinase activity; ATP binding; protein binding.
CAAAUAGACUAAAAACACAAACAUAACAAAACCCUAUUGCCCUGUCCCCACCAGCCAUUACCUUUUCUCUCUCUGCCUCUGUAUAUAUAUAUAUAUAUAUAUAUAUGGAUCAAGUAGUUCAAGCUUAGCUGGCAAUAGCGGGAUAGCCGGAAGUCAAACACACCACCACUAUUCCGGCAACCGGAAGUGGGUUCUGUGUCAGAUUCGAGUCACUCAACCCCCUCACGUAUACAAGUUUCAGCCUUUCUGGCUUUUCCCUGCCAAGCCACUUUCUUGAGUUUUAUUGAAUUUUUCUUUCUUUCUUUCUCAGUUUUCUUUUCGUUUUUUUUUUCUAGGAACCGUCACUCGUUGCUUUUGUGAAUUGUCAGCGCUUAAAAACUCUAAACCCACUUUUUUUUGGCUUUUAAGCCUACACUAAUUUUGAUAUAUACAGAGUGUGAUAGUCCACAGUCCUUUCUUGACCAGCCACUUUCUUCUUCUUCUUCUUCUGCUUCUUCUUCUUCAUCUCUCUUCAUUAUUAUUUUUUUAUUCAGAUAAUAUUUUAAUCAUUGUUUUUACCUAUUUUAUCAUUAUGUCCCGUCAACUGAACUAUGCAAAGAGUAGGUAGAAAUAUAGAGAGAGAAAGAGACACCGAUACAGAUUGGUUACCAACAAUUUUUGAACAAGAGAAAAAUCAAAUGAAAAGGAAAGGUUUUUGAUUUAAACCCAGGUGAGAGUUUUUGGUCUUCUCUCCUUUCCAUUUUCGUUAUGUUUCUUUUAGGGAGAGAAAUAAAGAGGGAGAGAGACAGCCUGCAUUUGAUAUGAGGAGGAGAAGAUUUGAAUUAGUUAUUAUUAUUAAGUUAUUAUAAGCCAUGGUGGAUCAGCGAAUUCGUUUAGCAUUCACAUUUCUGCUAUUGCUAUUAAAAUUGAAGCCUUCACUUGAGCAGGUAGAGACACUGAGUUCACCUGUUGAACGAGUUGCUCUACUUCAACUCAGAUCCUCUUUAGGGAUUAGAAGCAAAGAGUGGCCUAGAAAAGCCAAUCCUUGCUUGAAUUGGACGGGAAUCACUUGCCGGAACAGAAGCGUUUUUGGGAUUAACAUUUCUGGUUUUAGAAGAACGAGAGUUGGUUCUCAAAACCCACAAUUUGCUGUGGAUGCACUCGCUAAUCUAACUCGGUUGAGUUAUUUUAACGCGUCUAGAUUCCAACUCCCUGGUUCUAUCCCUGAAUGGUUUGGUCAAAGCUUUGGUUCACUUCAAAUUCUUGAUCUUAGUUUUUGUGCAAUACAAAAUGCUAUUCCUGCUAAUUUAGGGAAUUUGACUAAUUUAAUCAGUCUCUAUCUGACUGGUAAUAGAUUAACUGGUGCAAUUCCCUCUAGUUUGGGUCAAUUGGUGUUGCUUUCGGUGCUUGAUCUUUCGCAGAAUUCACUUACGGGAUCUAUUCCUGUGUCGUUUGCGUCACUUGGGAACUUGACAAGUCUUGAUAUUUCUUCCAAUUUCUUAGCUGGGUCCAUUCCUCCUGGCAUUGGAAUGCUUUUGAAGCUUCAGUAUUUGAAUCUUUCAAGUAAUCAGUUAUCAUCUCCAAUACCUGCUCAGCUUGGAGACCUUAGUAGGUUGGUUGACCUUGAUCUUAGUGUAAAUUUAUUGUCUGGUUCAUUGCCUGUGGAUUUAAGAGGGUUGAGGAAUCUGAAGAGAAUGCUAAUUGGUAACAAUAUGCUUGUUGGGUCUUUGCCGGUCAAUUUGUUUCCUUCUUCAAGUCAAUUGCAGAUUGUGGUUUUGAAGGACAAUGGUUUUACAGAUACUGUCCCUAGUGUGCUAUUUACGAUGCCUGGAUUGCUUUUUCUUGAUAUCUCCGGUAACAAUUUCUCCAGCUUCUUGCCUAAUGUUACCUUGAGUGCGAAUGCCACUACUGCAGAAUUGAAUCUAUCUGGGAAUUUGUUUUAUGGAGGUCUCUCAUCUAUUCUGAGAAGGUUUAGUUCUGUUGAUUUGUCUGAUAAUUAUUUUGAAGGCAGGAUUCCAGAUUAUUUGCCUGUUAAUGCUUCUCUUGUUAGUAAUUGUCUCCAAAAUGUGUCAAAUCAGAGAACUGUACGUGAUUGUGCAUCUUUUUAUGCUGAAAGAGGCUUGAUUUUUGACAAUUUUGGACUCCCAAAUUCCACACAACCUCCUGCAAGAGAAACUAAAGGGAAGAGCAACAAAAAGUCUAUCAUAUUAGCAAGUGUUUUGGGAGGUGUUGGGCUCAUUGUCCUUCUGAUAGUAUUAGCUCUACUGCUUCUUUGCAUCCGUAAGAGGGGUACUACAAAUCAGAGAGGCGUUGGUGUUGGUCCAGCUCCUGCUGCGAGCAGUCCACCACCUCCAGAAGCAUCAAUCAAUUUUUCAAGUUUAGGAGAUACAUUCACAUAUCAGCAGCUGCUCCAAGCCACUGGUGAUUUCAGUGAUGUGAACCUCAUUAAACAUGGCCAUUCAGGAGACCUCUAUAGGGGUAUAUUGGAAAAUGGGAGCACUGUAGUUAUAAAAAGAGUAGAUUUGCAGUCCGUAAAUAAGGAUACAUAUUUACUGGAAUUGGACUUUUUCAGUAAAGUUUCGCAUCCUAGAGUGGUUCCCCUCUUGGGACACUGUUUAGAGAAUGAGAAUGAGAAGUUCUUGGUUUACAAAUAUAUGCCAAAUGGAGAUUUGUCAAGUUCCUUGCACAGGAAAACUACUGCAGAAGAUGGUAGUUUACAGUCAUUAGAUUGGAUUACAAGAUUAAAAAUUGCAUUAGGAGCAGCAGAAGGUCUAAAUUGUCUGCAUCAUGAAUGCACACCGCCCUUUGUACACAGAGAUGUUCAAGCAAGCAGUAUACUCCUUGAUGAUAAAUUUGAAGUACGGCUUGGAAGCUUAAGUGAAGUUUGCCCUCAAGAAGGGGAUACUCAUCAAAGCAGGAUUACCAGGUUGCUGCGGUUGCCACAGUCAUCAGAACAAGGCACUUCUGGUUCAGUGACGGCAACAUGUGCCUAUGAUGUCUACUGUUUUGGGAAGGUAUUACUUGAGCUGGUGACUGGAAAGCUGGGCAUGAGUGCAUCCAGUGAAGCACAACUGAAAGAAUGGUUAGAACAGACACUACCAUACAUCAGCAUUUAUGAGAAGGAACUUGUGACAAAAAUUGUCGAUCCAUCUUUGAUUGUCGAUGAAGAUUUGUUGGAAGAAGUCUGGGCCAUGGCCAUUGUUGCCAGGUCUUGCCUCAAUCCCAAGCCUUCAAGGCGACCACUAAUGAGAUACAUCCUCAAGGCUUUGGAAAAUCCACUGAAGGUGGUAAGAGAAGAAAACUCUAGCUCGGCUAGGCUUAGAACAACAUCAUCAAGAGGAUCUUGGAAUGCUGCUCUAUUCGGUAGCUGGCGUAGCACAUCUGAUGUAGCAGUGAUUCCGGCAGGCUCCAGUAGGCCGGAAGGAGGGGGUAGUUUUAAAAAUUCAACUUCAAAUUCACAGGGAAGUGGCCAAAAUAAUGGUGUCGGUGGUGAACAUUCAUCCUCACGCAGACGGCAUUCUCGGGAAAUUGUUCCUGAACCAUCUGAUUUUCACGAUGUAGAGGCACAAGGUCAGGAUUAGCACAGAUGUUGAUUGUUCUUGAUUCUUUGUUAAUAAUACUGCAGGCUUCCCAUUCGGCCUGCUUGUAGGUAUCCCUAAUGUUCUGGUGGAGCCAUUAUUGUAUAUCAGUGGGGUGUUUCGAAAGAUGCAUAUCUAAGUUUUGGAGAAGAUUUUGUUUUGAGGCAGCCGUGUUAGGUGGUGGAUAGAUUGAAUUGGGAAGAUAUUGCAAGAGAAGAGGGGUGCUAAUGACAGGAAUGGUGAUAAUAUUUGUUUGACAGCUUGUUUAAACAAGCUACCAUUUUUUAUCUGUAACUGUAAUUGAUCUCUGCUUUUUGUGGUCCUUGAUUUUUCCUCUUGCCAUGUAAAGUGUAAUUGCCAAGGAUUUCAUGAUUCAAUUCAGGUUCUAAUUUUCAGGAAGAAA